AUGGCAGAUCCGAACUCGCAUCAGUUGAAUCCUCAACACUACCUAGCUCGACAACAAAGAGGAAUAACUCAGCAUCAGCUUGUAGGUAGCCCAGCAGUUCAGCAUCUCAUAAUAGAUCCGCAAACACAACAAGUCGCUUUGGCUGCUGCACCACCACCUCCUCCUUCCAUGCAUCACACUCAAACUCAGUUUCAACCUCAACACUAUAAUACUCUUGAUAGCUUUUGGCAGCAGCAAGUACAAGAGAUAAGGCAUGGCGAUCACGAUUUCAAAGUUCACCAGCUACCUCUUGCCAGAAUCAAGAAGGUAAUGAAAACUGAUGAGGAAGUGAAGUCAUCUAGCAUUCCAGUUGAACAAAAAAUGAUGAUCGACCCCAUAACCACAACAUUACACGAGUCACAGCAUAUGCAAUAUAUGCACAGAAUGGAGUCUCAACUUUUACACGAUCACUCGGAGCAGCAACAACACAACAGUCAUAAUCAACAACAAUUACCUCCACCAUAUAGUUUACCUCCACUUAAUCCCGUUGCAGGUCAACAGACGCCAUCAUCAUAUAGAAAUCCUAAUCGACCGCCAUAUGCAGAAAUGAAUGCAGGAAGUUCGGUCAGACAAACCACAGCAGAACAAACCUAUCAGCAACAUCCUUCUUAUUAUAAUCAACAACAUUUUCAACAUCCUUCAACGGAUUAUUCGCCACCACCACCACCAAAUCAACAUCCACAGCAUCUAGAUCAUCUGCAACAACGCCAAUCCGAUAAUCAACAUCCUAUACAGGUUAAAUAUGAGUAUGAACCACCAGCUUCACGACCAGUUGAAUGGUAUUCGCAAUCUACGCAUCAACAUGUACAAGAAGGCCCUCAACAACAGCAAAAUUAUAAUCAAUCAACAUCAUCUCACGAAGGUAGUGAUAACAUACAAUUUACGCGUCACGAUGAAGGUUUCGGAAGAGUUGGUGGUCAGCAACGUAAUUAG
Messenger RNA from Acaulospora colombiana, 972 nucleotides. Lineage: Eukaryota; Fungi; Glomeromycota; Glomeromycetes; Diversisporales; Acaulosporaceae. The record is from the annotation of a GenBank genome assembly.